Paramisgurnus dabryanus is the source of this 5218-nucleotide messenger RNA. NCBI's taxonomy places the organism in Eukaryota, Metazoa, Chordata, Actinopteri, Cypriniformes, Cobitidae. The record is from RefSeq and is a predicted model, not a curated record.
CUACGGCGCGCCAUUUGUGACCAAGAGCAUAAAGCGCGGAGUGCUACAGUAGGAACAACGUCCAAGGAAUUUCAUGGAUCCUUAAAAAUAUCAUUUUUUUCAUUAAGAGCAGACAGCAAAAUGGACAAUCUAAAGAGAAAAUUAAGGUCUGGAAAGGAGAUUUCAAAAGACAAUGGGCAAUCUAAGAACAACGCCAGCAAUGGCGAGACAGAAGAUGUUACAACUCCACCUAAACAGAUUAAAUCUUCAAAUGACCCAAAAAAAGGAUCUGUUGAAGAAAAGAGCGAAUUUGCUGUGACCGCUAUAUCAGAGAACAAGUCUGUUUUGACAGAGUCUAAUGAACAUGGUUCUGCAGAAGUAACUGAUGCUUUGGUUUGUUCGCUUUGCAGUUUUGUAGCAAAAACUCAAACUGCACUAAAAAUUCACUCAAAAAGGAAACAUUCCCAUAAAGGAGAUUUGCAUGUUAAAAGUGUCUCUAAAAACAGUUCUGAUACACUGAUUGCAUCCGAGAAUAAUUUUGUGCAAAAGACGGAAUUGCAAGAAACACUGCUUUCAGAGCCACAACUGAAAAAUACUUCAGUGUCAAUAUCAGAGGAAGCGGCUUCUGACAAACAAUCAGAUGAGUGCAUAGUUUUAACAGACAACAAACAUUCACAUCAGUCUUUAGCUGUCAUAUCAGAGAAGACUUGUAGUACCUCUGAGGAUGGAAGAACCAGUCCCACCCAGAUGCUGCUGGAAAUGGUCGAGCCCACUGCAUGUAGUGAUAAUGCAGGUUGCAGUUUUCACAUUGAAAAUAAAGAACACAGUGAUAUAAAUGAAAAUGAUAACAACUAUAUAAGUCAGACUAAAGAAAUAAACUACUUCUGCAAGUGCUGCAGCUAUUCUUGUGUUGCAAAGUGUGAUUAUGAAAAGCACUGCCUGAGCAAUAAGCACAAAAGAAAGAUGUUAGUGCAACAGGACUCAUUACAAGCAAAGAAGACAAUGCCUCCAGAAUCAGUUUCUCCUCCACCUGCUAUACAAAUGAGGACAAAUUCUGCAGGAAGCUGGUCACAGCAUCAGUGUGGGACAUGCACCUUCACAGCUGACAGCUCAGUAAUGUUGGCGCAACACAUUAAAAUUCAACAUCCUGUAGAGCACCGUUUUCACUGUAAGGCAUGCCAUUACUACACAGCCACCAAAGAAUCUAUGGAAAUGCACCUGUCGGAAGAAACCCACCAACAGCUGGCCAAAAAGCAAAAUAUAAGUCCUUUAUUUAAAGAUUGUGUUGAAAAAAUCUCUGUAAUUCUCUCAGAUGAACAAGGAAAGAAUGCAGAAAUAAUUAAUAAACAGUGCUCUGAUAAAGUGGUGGAUGAUUCAGGUGUUUUAACAGAGCCACCUGAGAAUAUAAGACAAGGCUCCUUUAACAAACGGAAGCGAGGUAGACCUAAGACUGUUAACCUGACUGUUUGUAGCCAUUGUGGGCUUGUAGCUUCCAAUGCCACCAACCUUAGUGUGCAUAUACGGCGCAGGCACAGUCGGAUGUACAGCUUUGUUUGUAAGCUAUGCAGCUACUACUGUGUGACCAAAGGUGACAUGGACCGUCACUGUGAAACCAAAAAGCACAUCAACAAAAUGCAAGCAGCUGGAAGUGAAGGCACUGGGGUGGUUCUACUAAAUGAUGAGCCGCCAGGUCAAACAAAGGAAGAUGAGGCAGAACUGACAGAAAAAUUUGCAGAAAUUGAGACAACUAUUGGUGACAUGGAUGAAAAUCAUUCCAGUCUACCUUGUAACAAAAACAAGGAUCAGUUGGUGAACUCUUGUUCUCAGUGUGACUUUGUUGCUCACUCAGCACUAUCUCUUGCCCUUCAUGUGCGACGUAGGCACACGAAAGAUUUUGAGUUCGUCUGUGUAGCAUGCAGCUACUACACUGUAACUCGCAGAGAGAUGUUUCGGCACGCAGCGACAGAAAAACACAAGCAGAAACGUAAGAGCUAUCUGGAGAGACAGAAGCAAAACUCCAGUGAAAGUUUGCCUGAUCAGAUGUCAGCGAAAAUUGAGCGGACUUGCGAUGAGACACACUUAGGAUCUGAACCAUACUCUGACAAUUCUGACCCAACAGCUGCAAGCACCAUAACUACAAAGUGUUCAAUAGCAGAUGAUGAGAAUAAUUCAGAUGAACAAGCAAAACAGCAGGCUUUAGAGAUUGCAUCCAACGAGAACAAAGAGUCAGCAACUAACCCUAUUGAGUCAGCUGUGUCUUAUACAGUCCAGUUAAUGACAACAGAGAAAGAUGAUGUGCCAGGGGAGACGGAGGAAGAAAGCAUGUUUGAAGAGGAUGACUUGGGAGAUGGUAGUCCCUCCAAAGAAAAACUAAUCCGCAGAGAGCUUCCAUUCGAUGCGUGCAUCUUUUCCUUAAAAGCCAUAAAAGUGCAUGAACAGGUGUCACUUGACAGAGAUCAGAUUACAGACCAAUCACAAAAGCAGGUUGUCAGAAAGUCUAAAACACAAGUUGGACUUGAGACAAAGACCACAAUGCCAAACCCAUGUAUCCGCUGCGAGGACUGUGGAUUUUUGGCGGAUGGACUAAGUGGCCUGAAUGUCCAUAUUUCAAUGAAGCAUCCAUCCAAGGAGAAGAAUUUCCAUUGCCUGCUCUGUGGGAAGUCUUUUUACACUGAAAGUAACCUCCAUCAGCACUUGAGCAGUGCGGCACAUGUGCGCAAUGAGCAGGGAAGCAUUGAGGACCUUCCAGAAGGUGGCGCUAGCUUCAAAUGUGUUAGAUGCAAUGAGCCAUGCAAAACAGAGCAGGAUCUGUUCGUGCACAUUAAAGAGAAGCACGAGGAAAUGCUAAAAGAAGUAAACAAAUACGUACUGGAGGAUACCGAGCAAAUUAAUCGAGAGCGUCAGGAGAACCAGGGCAAUGUGUGCAAGUACUGUGGCAAAGUGUGCAAGAGCAGCAACUCCAUGGCUUUCCUAGCUCACAUUCGCACACACACAGGAUCCAAACCAUUCAUGUGCAAGAUCUGUAACUUUGCCACUGCUCAGCUAGGUGAUGCCCGCAACCAUGUCAAGAGACACCUGGGCAUGAGAGAGUAUAAGUGUCACAUCUGUGGAUGGGCAUUUGUGAUGAAAAAACAUCUUAACACUCAUCUUCUGGGGAAGCAUGGACUGGGCCAACCCAAAGAGAGGAAGUUUGAGUGUGACCUGUGUGAACGAAGCUUUAGUGAGAAAUGGGCUCUGAAUAACCACAUGAAGCUGCACACAGGAAACAAGCCAUUUAAAUGCGGUUGGCCCUCAUGUCAUUAUGCAUUCCUGACUCUCUCCGCAAUGAAGGACCAUCACAGAACACAUACAGGGGAGAAGUCUUUCCUGUGUGAUCUGUGUGGGUUUGCUGGUGGCACCCGUCAUGCCCUGACAAAACACCGUCGCCAACACACAGGUGAACGACCAUUCAAAUGUCAGCUGUGCAACUUUGCAUCAACCACACAGUCCCACCUGACACGCCAUAAGCGUGUACACACGGGUGAGAAGCCCUACCGUUGUCCCUGGUGUGAUUACAGAUCCAACUGUGCAGAGAACAUCCGUAAGCACAUUCUUCAUACAGGCAAACAUGAGGGGGUAUUGAUGUAUAACUGCCCAGUGUGCAGCUAUGCUACCAAUGCCCCAGUGGACUUCAGAAACCAUCUCAAAGAGAUUCAUCCUGACAUUGAAAAUCCAGACUUGGCUUAUCUUCAUGCAGGAAUUGUUUCCAAGUCUUUUGAGUGUCGUUUAAAAGGACAGGGGGCAACCUUUGUGCAAGCAGAAACUUCGUUUGCCCCUGAGGAUGGCAAACUGGGCUCAGAGACAGUUCAGCAGGUCAUCAUCAUUCAAGGCUACACUGAAGGAGAUGUGGCCAUCAAUCAGGCCCUGGAAGAAUCAGCUGCCGCCACUCUACAGACCCUAGCUAUGUCAAGUCAAAUGGGUGAAGUGCUGCACAUAACUGAGGAUGGACAGCUCAUCUCUUCUGGACAAGAGGUUUCCUCGGUGGAGGCCCAGCUCACGGGAGGGCAGAUCCAGAUUCCGGGUACUGCCACCCAGUAUGUGCUUGUGGAGUCAUCCGGAGAGACUGUAGGAAAAAUUAGACAGGAAGGACAGGAAGGUGCAAAAAGUAUGUCUGAGUCUGCUUUAGAUGCUUUGAUUUGUGCUGUUACAGAGUUGGGGCAACAGGACAGUGCUAGAGAGGAAGAGAUUACCACCAGAACCGAUGCGUCAGAACAGACCCCAGAGGAGACUGAUCAGAUCUCCCAGACAGAGAGUCAAAGUGAAGAGCAUGUGUAUGAAAAGGUAAUGGAAUCUGUGGAUGUUGUGGCUGAGGUAGUGGGUUCUGCCCAUGAGCACACAUCUAAGCAAAUGCAAGAGGUGCUACAGUUUGCAGCCAGUCAGCUAAUGCUAAAGGAGGGUCUUACUCAGGUUAUCGUCAAUGACGAGGGAACACAUUACAUAGUCACUCAGCUUGAUGGCUCUACUCUACAGGUAGAGGGCACUAUAGAAGAUCCAUGUGGAGAUGAGACUGUAGUUUACUCAGAAAUCAAUCCAGAGUGAAGGGAUGUCAAUGCAGAUUGUAGAUCAUUUUACUGAAACUAUACUGAACUAGUGGUUGGUGUCUCUUUCCAUGUAUGACCGUUUACUCGGGGUCAUUUUUUGACACUUCUAACUAAGGUUGCUUUUGGAUGAAUUGCUUUAAAGUUUUUAUAAACAGCCACACUCUUGUGAACUAAACCUCUAUCAGAUUCUGAUGUUUUCAUUUUCUGGGAAUAAAAUGCAGAAUAUUUUCUUCUCACAUCCCACUAGAGAGGGCUGCGUUGGCAUAGCUAUUUAAUUAAAUUGCAAAAAAAAUGAACUUUAAAUUUCAAAACCUUUUUCAAGAUUGGUUGCAUUUUGACGGUGCGAAUGUUAAAAUUACUUAUAAAAGUCUUGAUUUACAUAAAAUAAAUGGAAACAUAGAUAUGUUUGUUUGUUUGAUUAAUUGCUUAUCUUUUUUAUUGCCAGACAGCUAGUGACGGUCAGUAGACCUAUAUGAGAGAUCUUUAAGUACAGAUUAAGGAAAUAGUUGUAAAGAUUUUUUUUAAAGCUAAUUAAACAUUUGUCUGUAAAUAUUUUCCAUUAAGUUUGUUGCUGUUUGAGAAUUGGGAUUGCUUUGGUCAUUGUUUGGAGUCUCGUAUUCACCAUUAAACUGAAGCAUUUAAUAAACCUGUUUAUCCAC